AUGGGAUCCACAAGACUGUACACCAAGGGCCGCGUCCUCGGCCACAAGCGCGCCAAGCGCAACACCCGCCCCAACACUUCCCUCCUCCAGAUUGAGGGUGUCGCCACGAAGGAGGAUGCGCAGUUCUACCUUGGCAAGCGCGUCGCAUACGUUUACCGCGCAAAGCGUGCGAUCCAGGGCUCGAAGGUUCGCGUGAUCUGGGGCCGCGUUACCCGCCCGCACGGCAACUCUGGUGUCGUAAAAGGGAAGUUCUCCUCGAACUUGCCCCCACACGCGUUUGGCGCGAGCGUCCGGGUGAUGCUUUACCCCUCCAACAUCUAA
Messenger RNA from Dichomitus squalens LYAD-421 SS1, 321 nucleotides. Its product is annotated as 60S ribosomal protein L33-A-like protein. Gene Ontology annotation, biological process: ribosomal large subunit biogenesis; cytoplasmic translation. The record is from RefSeq and is a predicted model, not a curated record. The coding region runs from base 1 to 321 and encodes 106 amino acids. The transcript has 5 exons. Gene Ontology annotation, molecular function: structural constituent of ribosome. Gene Ontology annotation, cellular component: ribosome; cytosolic large ribosomal subunit. Lineage: Eukaryota; Fungi; Basidiomycota; Agaricomycetes; Polyporales; Polyporaceae.